AUGGCGGAAAAUACGCGUUCAAGUGACACAGCUGGUACAGCUGAUACUGAUUCUAAUGUUGAUGAAUCCUUAAAGCAACUGUUAAAUUAUUCAACACCCGAACGUUCCCUCUUUGAAUCUUCAACAUCAACUCCUCGCUCAUCAUUAUAUCGCGAGUCUAAUAACUCGGAACUUGCCCGCGUUAUAAACUGUGAUUUGGCAAUGAACAAUCUCACAACUUUUGAUAUAGCAGAAAAUAUUUGGGCAAAUUUAAAUCUGCGAUGUAUUGAAAAAUUUGGUAAUAAUGAUUCUCAGACUGCUGAUAUUUCAAAUUCAGACUCUAUAAUAAGAGAAUCAAGCUACCAUAAAACGUCACCUGUAACUAAUAAAAGUGAUGAAUUGAACGUGCCUCCGGUAGCUAAUGAAAAUAAUGAAUUGAAUUCACCUCCACAAGCAUUACUGAUAGCUAAUAAAAGUGCCGAUAAUGAAAGUACCAAAUUGAAUUCAUCUAUACAAGCUCCGCCGGUAGCAGUACCGGAAAAAGUAUCAGUAGAAGCACCGUCAACAAAGGCACCAGUAAGAUCACCCACAUUGAAAUUAGCAGAAAAAGUACCCAGUGCAGAAGUGUUUGUAGUAGUAGAAACACAAACUUCAAAAAUGAAAACGCCGGUGGAAUCACAAGCAUUAGUUUCAGAAGUGUCAGAAGAAUCUCAAGAACUAGCAUCUACAUCAACAUCAUUAGUAAAAAAACGUAAACUUAACUGUGUUGAAAUUUUCUCAGAUAAGGAUGUUGAUGAAAGUGACCAUGAUGAUAAAACUAUUAUGAAAGAAAAGUUGAAUUCUGCCCACACAGGUCGAACAGAUGUCAUUGUCGCAAAAUUUGCCUGGAAUUUUUCUGGCAAAUUGAGAAUUAUCCCAGUAAAUUGGGGUAAAUUGUGUUACAAUUUUGGGAUAAUGGAGGACUUACAAUUUGGCAAAUUUUGUCAAAAUGGCGGAAUUCCUACAGAAUUCCUAAUUUAA
Molecule: messenger RNA, 999 nt
Organism: Rhizophagus irregularis DAOM 181602=DAOM 197198
Lineage: Eukaryota; Fungi; Glomeromycota; Glomeromycetes; Glomerales; Glomeraceae
Source: RefSeq, a predicted model, not a curated record